AUGAUUGUUGAUGCUCUCAACAUCAUUUAUGUGUGGAUUGGAGCUGGUGCUAAUCUGAACGAAAAAAAGAAUGCUCUACAAACAGCUGAGAAGUACUUGAAAUUUGGCAACUUGCCACGUCAUGAAAAAACAACAAUUGAAACGGUUUAUCAAGGCAAAGAAACUCCGACUUUCAAAAAGCUGUUCCCGAAAUGGGACGAUGAACUAUUCCAUGGGGAUCAACGCACGGUAGAACAGAUGAGAAAGCAGCUCUUCAAAUGA
Messenger RNA from Ostertagia ostertagi, 261 nucleotides. Lineage: Eukaryota; Metazoa; Nematoda; Chromadorea; Rhabditida; Trichostrongylidae. The record is from the annotation of a GenBank genome assembly.